AUGGUAUCAAUGGCUGGACGAUUUGACGAUUUUGGUCCAUUAUCACCAUCUUUGCUAUCGUCCACAACCGAUAAUCAAAAGCAACAGCAUUUAAGUUCUUACCAUUUGGAACAAUCAGAUCAAUCACAUCAGAAACCUCAGAUCUCAUCUGAAUCCAUAUCACAGUGGUUCCAGAAUAUCAUUUUCAUACGGAUUUUGAAAGCUCUUAUUUGCCUUGGAUUAUAUUGCAUUCCAGUGUAUUUCAUUGCUGCAUGCAUUUUGCAGAUUUCCUUGUUACAUCCUAUUCAGGCAGCUUUAGAUUGUUCAUCCUUGUUAUUUUCGUUUCGAAGUGUCUUGUAUUCAUUACUCUUUGCAAUUUUUGGUACAGUUCAUUCUGCCUUGUUCGCAUUUUUCGUAUUACGUUUUGAUAGCGACGAAAGACUUUCUUGUAAAUCCUUACGAGCAUGGUUGAUUUACUUCGGAUCGUUGAAUACUGCCCUUUCACAGAUUGUGUGCUUGUCACUAGGUUCGAUUUCUCCUGAAAUUACAAGAUUCUUCAUUUAUUUGCUGGUUGUUGCACAGGCUGUAGUCACUUUUCAUGAAGUAUUUCGCAGAAAUCAUCGAUUAGUAUUUCCAGUUAUUGAAGUACGGCCCUACAUGCAGUUUAAUUUCGUUUUGGUACCAGCAACUAAAAGCAUUCUGGACACAAAAUUUUCUCAAAUUUUAAAAUGGACUGCAUUGUUUGUGGUGGCUUGUGGCUUACCAUUAUUUGGUUUUUCAUUAUUUCGAAAUCUAUUCGGCAUCUCUCUAUACUUUAGUGCAUUGGUACUUUUAAUGGCUCAUUUCUUCCUGCACCAUAUUGCUAUAGGAUUAAUCAAAGUUUUCGUCCUUCAGAGUUAUGAAUUUCUCAUGCCACCACCUCACGCUGUAUUAAAUCCGACUCCAGAAGAGCAGAGGACGCUGAUGGAUGCCCUUGACUCUAAUGGCAUCAUAAAGGCUUUUGCAUUUUGGGAUUUGCGAUCAUUAAGUGCUGCGUGUCACCGUCGUCGCCAAAUAAUUUUCUCCUUAAGUCAGCCAGGCGGUCAUCCUCGCAACUGGAAUGCUAUUAAACUUUCAUGCCUGCAACACAUACAAUAUUUAAGUGUACAGUUUGAAAAUGAAAAUGACCGGAUUCGAUCCGAAACAUUCGCAAGUGUUACCGCCCCUUUAUUGCCGUCAUCAGACAGUAAUCGCCCAGUUAUUUUGGGUCAAAUGGCAUGGCAAAAAGAUGGUCUUCGACAACGUUCCAUGCCUAUGAAUUUGCGAAAAGAUAGUAAAGAUUCCUUGCAUGGUAGUCUUGCGAAUAAAUUACCAUCCUUUCUGGAUAAAUUUAAGUCUCUCAUUCAUAUCGAUCAUCAUAUUGUUUCAUUCUUUGAUGUCUAUGUUGGUAUCCUCGCGAUAGAAAGUGUGUCGGCACUUAUUUGCGUAUCACUGAAUGAGGAUCGUUUCGGUGUGGUACAGAAAGAUUUACAUCAAAUAAUAUCGACACUGCUUCAGUUUUGCAGUCAUCUCGAAAGAUACAUGCGUUCCGUUAAAAAGGAUAAGGAAUGGCAAAACAAGACAUGUGUACCGCUUCUGACUUCGUCUACCAUGGCAUUGAGUCGUAUGCGCUUCACAUUUCCGGAAGGUUCAAUAUCCAAACUACUAAAUGCCCAAGAAGCAACCUAUUUCGAGAAGCUGACGUCGUUUGAUUAGAAAUCUUGAGUGCCGUUCUGUAUGAUCUCAUGCAAACACUGAGUUUAUAAAAGUGUCUGAAAAUUUUCC
This is a messenger RNA of Loa loa (African eye worm), 1782 nucleotides long. RefSeq lists its product as hypothetical. The transcript is spliced from 15 exons. Gene Ontology annotation, molecular function: protein-macromolecule adaptor activity. Gene Ontology annotation, biological process: nuclear pore organization. Gene Ontology annotation, cellular component: nuclear pore transmembrane ring. Bases 1 to 1713 code for a protein of 570 amino acids. The record is from RefSeq and is a predicted model, not a curated record. NCBI's taxonomy places the organism in Eukaryota, Metazoa, Nematoda, Chromadorea, Rhabditida, Onchocercidae.